GCCGCGACGCGAAAAACUACACUCCCCACAACGCCUUGCGCCUCCCGCUCGCUGCGGUUGAUUAGGGCCAAUCGGGAGAGGCAGCUGUGGCGGGGGCCGAGGAGGGACAUUUUAAAAGGGCCGGAGAUUGCGGGCGUCAGUGGCCAUGGCGGAUACAGCGACUACAGCAUCGGCGGCGGCGGCUAGUGCCGCUAGCGCCUCGAGCGAUGCACCUCCUUUCCAACUGGGCAAACCCCGCUUCCAGCAGACGUCCUUCUAUGGCCGCUUCAGGCACUUCUUGGAUAUCAUCGACCCUCGCACACUCUUUGUCACUGAGAGACGUCUCAGAGAGGCUGUGCAGCUGCUGGAGGACUAUAAGCAUGGGACCCUGCGCCCGGGGGUCACCAAUGAACAGCUCUGGAGUGCACAGAAAAUCAAGCAGGCUAUUCUACAUCCGGACACCAAUGAGAAGAUCUUCAUGCCAUUUAGAAUGUCAGGUUAUAUUCCUUUUGGGACGCCAAUUGUAGUCGGUCUUCUCUUGCCCAACCAGACACUGGCAUCCACUGUCUUCUGGCAGUGGCUGAACCAGAGCCACAAUGCCUGUGUCAACUAUGCAAACCGCAAUGCGACCAAGCCUUCACCUGCAUCCAAGUUCAUCCAGGGCUACCUGGGAGCUGUCAUCAGCGCCGUCUCCAUUGCUGUGGGCCUUAAUGUCCUGGUUCAGAAAGCCAACAAGUUCACCCCAGCCACCCGCCUUCUCAUCCAGAGGUUUGUGCCGUUCCCUGCUGUAGCCAGUGCCAAUAUCUGCAAUGUGGUCCUGAUGCGGUACGGGGAGCUGGAGGAAGGGAUUGAUGUCCUGGACAGCGAUGGCAACCUCGUGGGCUCCUCCAAGAUCGCAGCCCGACACGCCCUGCUGGAGACGGCGCUGACGCGAGUGGUCCUGCCUAUGCCCAUCCUGGUGCUACCCCCGAUCGUCAUGUCCAUGCUGGAGAAGACGGCUCUCCUGCAGGCACGCCCCCGGCUGCUCCUCCCUGUGCAAAGCCUCGUGUGCCUGGCAGCCUUCGGCCUGGCCCUGCCGCUGGCCAUCAGCCUCUUCCCGCAAAUGUCAGAGGAGGAAGAAAAACCAUCAAGAAGGGGAAGAAGCAGCCAAGGGCACAGGGAGAACCCAGAUGGAGUAACUUCAUGGAAGCUGAGGACUUGGGCAAUUCAAAGAGGAGGGGCUGUCUCCAGAGUGGGUGAGUGCAGAGAGGACUAGGAGUGAGGAGACUUAGGUGGCAUAGCUAGACAUGGCAGUCUAGGAGGCAACAUGGUAAUUCACUUUCUUCUUUGUUCAGAUGAUUGAGCUCAAAGACGGGGAACUGUGGGAGAAUAGCAAAGAAACUGUGAGAUGGAGGUUGGGGGGCUUGGAGAGAGGGCAGUGAUGGGGAAGGAAUGCCCAGAGCCCAAGGCGGGAAGGCAUGGCCUCUAUGGAGUCCCUGGGUCCAGUGAGUAGAGGGGGCUACCUGGCUGUGGUGGAGAAAUGGGGGCCUGGAUCCUGAGAAUUCUCCAAGGUAGGUACCAAUAUUCCUUGUUUACCAAUGAGGAAACUGAGGCACAUUAAGGUUAAGUACGUUGUCCAAGAUCCAAAGUUGUUGACGAUGGCGCAGGCUUUGUACCCAGGCAGAAGAAUUCUGUGACCCUCUCCAGCCCACCCACACCUCACUAUAGAAAGAGGAGGCCCACUUCUGGGCUCCAAAUUGCUUGCUACUAAUUUAUCAGCAGGAACAUCCCAGUGCCCUCACCCAGCCCUCCUCCCCUCCACAGGAAAUCUGUGUUUUCACAGGGACCUUUUGGAAUCAGUGUUUAUGUCUUUUCCAACCCAGAGCUGAGGAAGGGGCUGGGCAGUGGAGGGGCUAGAGGGAGGCUAAAGGGCCAACAAGUAGGGCAGGGAACCUCCUGUUGUGAGAACUGGGGAACAGGUCCUGGGCUCCCUUCUGGACCCCAGUCCUCUUGCCCAUGCAGGGAGUACAGGGUCUGCCCUGGCGGAUCUGGUGGAUCUGGAAGUUACUGCUGUAGGCCUGCCCCACCAGCCUGUCCCCAAACAUGGAUGGGCCCAUCACACCCAGAAUCUGCUCUCUGCCCCAUGGAGCCUGGGCACUUUCCCAUUUUUCUUGUUACCAGGAUGGCCACGUAGGACCCCUGUGGUCUCAGUGAAUCUCCCUGCUGGUGGUGGAGACAAAACUCAAUAAACAAGAACUGUCAGGUGACAGCACAGGUCAUGAUGGACCUAAAGCAGAGGCUGUGCGGCAGCUUGCCGGGGCCGCUAUAGGUGGGGCUGGUGCUGGGUGCCUCCCUUGUGGUAGGGCCAGAUUGUGGUGGCCUUUCUGGCCUUGCCCCCUUUGGUGAUUUGGGCUCUGGAUUCCAGGCAAAUGGGGUCCUCUGUGUCCUCCCCACCGCAACACAGACAUACACUGGGGCCUCAGGUUCCCUGAGGGAGAUGUGCAGGGUCCAGUGUCCAGGAACACGGGCUUGGCUACCACAAGAGGCUGUAUUGGGUGGUGGCAAAUGUCCCUCUAACUCUGACAGCCGGUGUUCCCUACCUGGGAGCACUUCCAAUCCUGUUUAAUGAACCUCAUGUCUCUCUGGAGCAAGAAGCAGUACCUUGGCCAAGGCCCCUCCCCACAUCCCUGCCUCUGUUUCUGCUUCAAUCUUUCUUUGUGCCUCUUUCUCCCUUCCUUGAUUCCUCUCAGGCUCUCCCCCACCCCAGUCCCCUCUCUUUUCCUCACUCUUCCCCUGGGAGCUCGGGGGCUGGGGAACGGGGCUGCGCGUACAAGCCGGAGCCAUUGUUCAACAAUCUGUUUUUGUCUUCAUCUUGUUGGCAGGCGGCAGGAGAGGAGCAAAAGGUUAAUGAGGCACUGUGCAGCGGGAUUACUGCGUGAACGGGCGGGCGGCGGGCGGGCGAGCCAGCCGUGGUGACAGGGAACUAAUUAGGAGCAGUUUAACAGGAGGAAAAAGUGAAAUCUCCUCUUCACCAACUGUCAAUAAUUAGCUGAUUUGGUGAGGUUGAAAUGUGUCCACAGAAGGUGGGGCUUGUCUGUGGAUGAGUGAGGUACGGGGAGCAGGGGGCAGCCGGGAGCUCGAACCCAUCCCUAGGUGAUGUUGGGGUGGAGGGGCCGUCCCGUGGCCCCAAGGCCUGCCCUCUGCCCCUCUGGCUGGCAUCCCUCUACCUCAGCUCUCCAUAUGACCUUGGGUCUUAACCUCAAAGACCUCAGUUUCCCCAGCUGGAAGAUGAGGUGUUGGAACUAAGUUUCUUCCUGUAAGAACCAAGUUUCUCCCAGUAAGAUUAGGGAAGUGAAAACUCAAGACAGGGCCCUGGUGCGAGACAGUGGACUGAGUGAGUCCACUUGAGUUAUUACAUGCUGCUCCUCAGGUGCCCGGCCUGCAGCAAGGGUGUGCCCUCUGGGAGCCACCCUCUGGGUCUGGGCAUGGCAAGUGGGCAGGGCCUUAGCCUUCCUGGGAACGUGUCUUAUGGCCCCUAGACCCUCACUGGCUCCUUUGUCCUCCCUGCAGCUGUGGGGGCUGGGGUGGGGAUGAGAGAUUGGGCAGUGUGCUUUCUGGCUGGGGCUGCGGGCAGGGGAGAGGGCCCUGGGGCGCCCUUGUAGGGGAUGGCGGCUAUGAGCGUGUGUCUCUUCCCUGCCUCAGCUGUUGCAGGGGCCCCUGGGGGCAGGAGUGAGGUUCACUGGCCAGGAGGCUUGUUUCCUGUGGGCCUGUUCCCUCCUGGCUGUCUUGUUGGUUUGUUGGCAUCUGCCCUCUGCCUUCCCUGAAGCCUCAGCAGAGAACUGACCUCCCCCGGUACCCCCACCACCUGUUCCUGCCCCUUCUAGCUUUUGCCAAGCACCUCAACUAGAAGAAAAGACAGCCUAAGAGUCUCCCAGGGCCAGGGCUUCCUGCUCUGAGCCUCCCAUGUCAGCCCUGGGAACUCCCCAUGUCCCUCCCUCUCAGCUGAGCCCCUACUCACCUCAGCUCUAGAGGGUUCUGGGGAUUAGAAGCCAUGUUCUGAGGAAGUCUAAAGCCUUCCCCCCAUGUCCUCAGCCCCAGUUAUUAGCCUUGUCUCGUCCUGGCCUCAGAGGGUGGCUCUUACAGGCCACACCCGUGUGGUGGAUGAGGCAGGAAGGCCAACCUCAGCCACCCCAUACUCCUUCCUGCCUCCCCACUUACAGCUUUCAGGGUUAAGAAACAGAGAGGCAUACCCUCCCUGUAUGGGCAAAAAUGUGGGUACCCUCAGUGGGUACCAGAACCUCCACUAUCUCUACCCUCUUACCAGCCCUGAUGAAAAUGGUGGUUUUGAUGAAUCAGCCUGGCUAAACGGCUGUGAGCCACCAGAAGCAAAGUCCCCCCAGCUUAUCUUUCUUUGAGAAAGUAUUUGGACCCCCAACCAAGAAUGGAGAAGAGCUGGGAAUAAGCUGGAAUGUGAGUCCACAUUCAAGCUGGUCUAGAAAUGGCUCCUCCUCCAGGAAGUCCUCCCUGAUCUUCCCCACUAACAUCUGUCUCACCUCACCUGUGUAGGCUCUGGUGGUGUGUUUUCUGUGUUCCAUCUUCCCCCUUAGGACAGUAGACCUUUCUCCCUUCCAUGACACAAGGUGUCCCUGUGGCUGAGAACUGGUGCCCUUUAUCAACACCUAGUACAGAGCGUGGCUCAUCUGGGUUCACCUUAACUUUGUUGGUCCCUGCUUCUCCCACUCUUCCAGGGUUGAUGCGAGGCCAGAGACAAUGUCUAGGGUACAUUGCAUCCCUCCUGAGUCUACAGCAGCAUUCAGUGUCUCCCAGAGCAGGGGCCUCCUUCCCUCCAGUCUCAAAUCCAUCUCCAACUUUGCUUGGAGAUGUUUGUUUGGGGUUUUUCUCGUUUACUGGUUUAAUCAGUCCCUACUGAACUCUAAAGUGGGCUAUUUUUGCCGUCAGAAAUCUGCUGCCUCCCCGCCCGCUGCUUUCUUGGAGUUUGCCCACAGGACCCCCCAGGAGGGAUGGAUGGGAAUGGCAAAGACGCUCAGAGCCCAGGAACGCCAACGCCACCUGUCAUUUUGCCUGUUCCCCACACCCCCACCCCAAACCUGCGCGUGCACACAGGCUCACACACAUACACGUGCACGCAAGAACAUGUACACAUGCCCGGGUGGCAGGCCUCGGCAGGGCUGCCUGACAGCCUUUCCCCCACAGUUCUUCUUUCCAGGACCUUCCAGGACACCUAGCUGAAUCCAGGAUAGGGAGGGAGAAGGCUUGGUUGUGCAGAGCUUCCAUUAAAGGCAUUAAUACAUGCAAAGUGGAACAUGCCUGGCCUGCAGCAAGGCUCAGCCCUGUGAGCUGAGUGAGCGGGGCUGGGGCUGAGUGUGGGGACCCUGGGUCCUGUCCUCUUUACACAGCAUCACGCAGGUUUUCUAAGCCUCCAAAGGGCCAUCCUAUCCAUUUUGUGAUAUAAUCCUCAUCCUGGCACCAGGAGAUCUUAGAAAAUCUUCGCAGCAUACAUGUGGGGAAACUGAGGCCUCAAAGCUUAGAAGAUAGAGGACAGAGAAUGAUUCUGAGAUUGGUCCACCAGAGGGCACCCAGGAAUGGUGCAAAGCUCCAAAAUGGUAGGGGGCGGGGUGUGGUCUGAGCACUUGCUGGGAACACAUAGCACAGGGGAGCUGGAAAAGUCUAAGACAGGAUUCUUGCCCACGAGGCACUUCAGUGUCACUUAACUCAGCUGUUACUGAGGACCUACUGUGCACAAGGCACAGGGAUACCAAGCUGCCUGGAGCAGCUCACAGUGGGGUGGGGCAGGGGACUACUGUAGUCACCCCUGUUUAGAGUGCAAAUGAGCCUGUGCCUGGGGAUGGGAUGGAGAUAAAAGCAUGUGCUGGGGACACAGAGGCAGCAGCAAUGGAUUUGGUCUAAGAAUAUCAAGGGAGGCUUCCUGGAGGAGGCAGCCUUAGAGGGUCAGGAUAUAGCCUGGACUUAGGACUCAAAGCGUAUACUUAGAAUGUACAGAAAAUGGACAGCAGUUGAUGGGUGAAGAAGCUGGAAAAAGUCCCAGAAGGCCUGGAGUGUCCAGCUGAGGGUUCUUUCACUGAGAAGGUAGUGGGAGCCCAGAGCCAGCACCAGAGGCCUAACUCAGGGGUCCAGGGGUCUAGGCUUAGGCCUCAACUGCUCCCCAGCCCCAGCCUAAUGCCUCUGCUCUCCAAAGACACUCAAGAUAGCUCUCCCAAAGGUGGGGCCUGGAUAUGUGUGUGUUGGAACAGGACACGAGGCUGCCCAGCCCUGGUGAGAAAGGAUGGGAUGUUGUGCCCAGUGGACAAAGCGGUCCCAGGCCUGGCAGAGGCCUCAGGCACACAGGGUCAGCCAGGUGCCUGCUUGGGCUUUGGGCCCUGCGUCAAUGUCGCCACCUUCUGCAGACCCUCAGAAGCCCAGACCUCUGCCCAGGAGCAGGUGAUGGCUUUGAGCUAUGUCACAGGGUCACACCGAACACCCCCCCCCCCCCAGCCCCAUGCCUUUGAAAAGGAGGCAGAAAAGCCAUCAGAAGAAAGGCCAGCAGGAGGAAGUUCUUUGUAGUAGGUAAAAGCCCCCAAGAAUGGGGCACAGGCAGGGGAUCCAGUUUCCUGUUUAUGUCUCCGCACCUUAGCUCCAGGUUCAAAUAUGUAAACUAUCUGCUGGCCUGGCUGCAGGUGUGUGUGUGCUCCCAGGCUGUAGAGGCAGAGGUGGCCCCACCAAAUGCAUUCCUGACUCUAGCCCCCCACCCACAGUGAGGCAGGAGACAGAGACAAAUAGCUCAAGGUUAACCCUUCCCACGCCACAAGGGAAGGUGCUUGGCUGUUCUAGCUGGGCCUUAGGGUGCCCGGGAGGCUGGGGAGAUGCUGGAUAGGAUGCUCCAUGUCUGGGGAUAUCUCCUGGAGGGGCAGCAAGGUCUGAGUGGGGUUGGGAGGAUGGGGUGGCACUCUGAUACGGAGAGGGGCACAUCCUGAGGAGGCUGGCUGGGAGCUGGUGUGCAGGUUCUGCCUAGGAGUCAGGGAGCACUAGCAGGGCAGCACUGCUUCCUUCAUGGCAGGGCAGGGUGAUCCUGGCAGCCCACUUCUGUGGCGGGGGCGACCAUCAGCCAGUGCUCCAUGGUCCCUGCAGCCCCUGCCCUCCAGGGCUUUGGCUUUCCAUCCCAGACACCCCCUCCCUCGGGAGCCCCUGUUGACUGGCUCCUGGGUGCCCGGGGAGGAGCCUACCAGAUGGAAGAGAUGACAGGCCCAUGGAUUCCAGCCCGCCCCGAGCUGGCUGCCUGGGCCUGGUCCACCCCUUCUCCCUAUGGCCACUCCUUGUCCUCUCUCUUCAUCCCCUUAUCCCCAGAGAAGGCCCUCAGAGCCAGUUUGUGGUCACAGCCAAGUCCCUGCCCCUCGACCCACUGCCCUGGGGCUCUGGCCUUCUGCGGGGUGGAAUUGGUCGGGCAGCAGGAAGAGAUGCUCUAUUGCCUUUGCUCAGACCUGAGUCACUUUCACUUAUCCAUGGGUCCAGAGGCCACUGCCAGGCAAGGCCCUGGAUGUGGUUCCCUUGGAGAAAACUUGGCCCCACACUUACCUCAGAGAGGUGGUCUUCAAGGGAGAUGCUUAGUUUUUGGUGGACAGGGGAGGAAACAUCACGUAUAGGUGAGCAGGCAACGCAGGGGUUCCUGCCCCAGCCUCCCCUAGCCAAGCCCAGCAGGGAGGACCCCAGUGGUCCCAAUACCCAUGAGACCUAGAGAUGGUGGCCACUGACCCAACACCUGGCCAUGGCCAGAGAGCUGGAGGGGUCCUAACAAAUGACCAGUUAAGUUGGCCUGGGAUAGAGUGAGAGGCUAUGAACCAGGAUCAGCAUGAGGUGGGGGUCGGACAGUGUGGACCCCAGGCAGUCACUGAAAUCCAGUUGCCAAGACCAAAGCCUCUCAGCCCUCACUGGGACAACUCUCAGAAAACUCUCUCUGACGCUCAUAGCUGCUCAGUGUUUGUGGCACCCUCUGUCAUUACGUCCGCUCCUCGGGCUGGUCCCCCAAGGCCACCAUCACAGGCUUGUUCCCUCCACUUGCCCUUCAAAUGUGCCUGUUCCCCAGGCCUUGGCACCCACCCCUCCAUCUGCUUCCCUGGGCGAGCUCCUCCACUCUGAAGGAUCUGGCUAUGCUCACACAUCCCGGGCGCUUUCUCCUGCCCAGAGCUCCAGAGCCCUGGACCCAUCUGCUUCCCAGGCCUGUCCACUUGGGGAACCCACUGGCACCCCAGACUCAAUGUGGCCACCCUGAGCCUACCACCCCCAAUCCUGGCCCAUCCCCUGCCAUAUUCCCUCCGAGAAUGGCGUCACCAGCCACCCCAGCUCCUGAGCUAGAAUUAGGAGUCAUCCAACGCACAGUCAUCUUCAACACCUCCCUCUCACCCCCACGUGGAAUUGGUCAUCAACUCCUGUGGAUUUCAUCUUCAGGAAGGCUCCUCCUGUCUGCCCCCACUGGCAGCAUCAUAGGGCAGGACCUGGCACUUCUCUGAUUCCCACAGAUACUCCCCAGGAGGCCUCCCCACCCCCUCCUUACCCCUCCAGUCCAUCCUCCACACCCACCAUCCCAAGAGAGACCUUUCUAAGACAGUCUAAGGCCAGGCACGGUGGCUCAUGCCUGUAAUCCCAACACUUUGGAAGGUGGAGGAUCACUUGAGGCCAAGAGUUCAAGAUCAGCCUGGACAACAUAGCGAGACCCUGUCUCUGUAAAAAUUUUUUAAAUAAUUUAAAAAUUAGCCAGGCAUGGUGGCAUGUGCCUGUAGUCCUAGCUACUCAGGAGGCUGAGGCAAGAGUUUGAGGCUGCAGUGAGCUGCAGUCACACUACUGCACUCCAGCCUGGGUGACAGAGCGAGAUCCUAUCCCAAGAAAAAAAUAAAAACAGAGUCUGGGUUAUGGUCCACUCCUGCUCAAAGUCCUUCUGUGGCUCCCUAUUGCCCUCAGGUAAAAUGCUGACACCUUCAUGUAGCCUACAAGAUUCUGCCUGUCCCAGCCACACCUCCAUUUCCUGCCACAUUUCCAAGUCCAACAUUGCCCCGCCUCCCGGAAACAGGCCGUGCUAGCCAGCUAAUACUUUUUUCUUCACCCAGCAAGCUUGGCCUGCCCUUUCUGAUCAAAAUCCUCCAUUCUCUUCCUGGCUCACCACCUCUGAGAAGUCUUCAUUCCUUGUUCCCUUAUCAAUACAUUGGAACUCCCAACCCCUCCCCAGUUGCCAUGGCACUCUGCUUGUCUCUCUGGACUCCAUCUGCAUUCACCAGCCAACUCCUCUCUAGACUUUAAGCUUCUAGAGGGCAUGAGUUGGUCUUGUCCCCCUCUGUGUGCCCAGCCUGGGUGUCUGGAGUUGGUGACCAUCAACAUCUGCUGACAGGAGGGUGGAUUGACUUGAGAGAGGAAGCCUAGGAUGUCAGCUCUGUCCUGGGGCCCCUGCUCCUGAUCCCUCAGCCACCUCCCCCAGGAGCCUUUCCCACUGCCUGCAUCUCCCCCUGCUCCUACCUGCUGCCCUCUGUGUGGCGGGGAGCCCAUGGGAGACGGGGUGCCAGGAGGAGGAGGCCUCGGUCUCCCCCGGGCCAGCAUGCUCUAGGGAGUGGGCACAGUGGGCCGUGGCCCUGGGCUGUGGUCCUGCAUGGUGGUGCUGAGCAGCCUCUCUGAUUUUAAUGUGGGCCUCAGUGCUUCAGUGAAAGCCGGCAUGGGAAGUUGCUAAUAAUGGCACUAAAAUAAAAUAUGCUACAUCUGUUAUGGGUAGCAGAACAAAAUUAGCUGCUCACACCUCUGACAUCCAAGAUGUCUUAACUUAAAAUACUCCUUGGCUUACUUUACAUCAUUUACUGAUUAUAUUUAAAAGAAAUACAAUUUUGCAAUUACUGUUCUUUCCAGCGUGAUAUCUAUGCAUCAUUUUCCUUUUAUGUUUAUAUAUUUCUCCUUCAUUAGUGCAGUCUGAAGGGUGAUUAGGAUUCUUCAAACAUUUUACAGAGGUUAAACGUUGAUUAAGAUUUAAUUAUUACUGUAAAUAGCUUGGAAUGACAUAUGGUGCAAAAGCCUGACAUAUGUGCAUUUGAAUAAAUGAAGUGCUAUUUCCCAGGAUGCCUCAGUAGCUGUUUAACAGCUUUCCCGAAGGGUUAUGUUACACCUCAUGGUAAGAUUGCUGGGAUGUUAUAUUUUGUUGGUUUUUGCAGCUGAAAGCUAAGAACAGUUUUCCAGUUUUUUAAAAACAUUGAAUAUUUUAAAUACCUAAAUUGUUUUGCACAAAUUUUUGCUAAUUUGUCUAACUAGGUUAAACAUUUUCAAAAGCAUUUAGAUUUUUAAGCGUGGGCGCUGUGCAUUGUGUCAGUGGCAGCGUGGGGACGA
Messenger RNA from Gorilla gorilla gorilla (western lowland gorilla), 10329 nucleotides. It is a transcript of the gene SFXN5, whose product is annotated as sideroflexin 5. Bases 146 to 1234 code for a protein of 362 amino acids. Gene Ontology annotation, biological process: monoatomic ion transport; citrate transport; mitochondrial transmembrane transport. NCBI's taxonomy places the organism in Eukaryota, Metazoa, Chordata, Mammalia, Primates, Hominidae. The record is from RefSeq and is a predicted model, not a curated record. Gene Ontology annotation, molecular function: monoatomic ion transmembrane transporter activity; citrate transmembrane transporter activity. The transcript has 14 exons. Gene Ontology annotation, cellular component: mitochondrial inner membrane.